AUGUCUUUUCUCAGGACCUUUUCGAACAACUCUGACAUCAUUCAUCCUCCAGGCUUCUAUAUCAUCGGAUUUGAGACAUUUCCCUUCAUCAGUGUCUACUUCAUCUUUCUGGCGUUUGUUUACAUGGUGACAGUGCUCUUUAAUAGUUUGGUGAUCUGUAUAAUUGUCUUUAAUCGUUGUUUACACUCUCCAAAGUUUCUGGCUGUGGCCAACCUCGCAGUGAUUGAUGUGAUCCUGAACACAUGUACUAUUCCAGGCAUGAUAAAGAUAUUCCUGGUUAAGGAUAACUUUGUUCCAUUCAACCUGUGUUUGGUACAGAUGCACAUUUACUAUAUGUUUGUAUCAUUGGAGUCAUAUGCACUGGCUAUACUUGCCUAUGACAGGUUGAUUGCAAUAUGUUUCCCUCUCCGUCACAACUCCAUCAACACAUUGCGGAGUAUGUCCUGUAUUGUUGGCCUGUCUUGGUUGUUUGCUCUCGGAGUAACAGCCUUUGCGACAGGUAUAAUGACUCGACUGUCUUUUUGUAACUCUGUCAGGGUGUUCAGCUAUUUCUGUGACUAUGCGCCUGUGUUCAGACUGGCCUGUAAUGAUUUCACAAUGCAGUGGUCUGCAGCUUCUACUCUUAGUGUUCUGAUCCAGGGGGGGCCCUGUUCUUUUAUCCUCCUGUCUUACGUCAGCAUCUUGGUGACUGUGUUCAGGAUGAAAUCUUUAGACAAUCGGUUAAAAGCUUUGACCACUUGCAUUGAGCAUCUCAUCCUUGUUGCUGUGUUUUACAUUCCUCUCAUUACCAUUUUCACUUUUGGGUUUCAUCUGCGUCUCAUCGACCCGGACCAGCGUGUGCUGAGCCUGUCUCUGGCCUCUUGCCUCCCACCCUGCAUCAACCCUAUUGUGUAUUCUUUGAAAACUAAAGAGAUUAAAGUCAGAGCCCUGGCACUGGUCAGGAAAAAUACAAUUGGCAUGCAACUAAAAAGGCAUAAUAAAACUCAGAAUUAA
This is a messenger RNA of Acanthopagrus latus (yellowfin seabream), 993 nucleotides long. RefSeq names its product olfactory receptor 2AT4-like. The record is from RefSeq and is a predicted model, not a curated record. Lineage: Eukaryota; Metazoa; Chordata; Actinopteri; Spariformes; Sparidae. The coding region runs from base 1 to 993 and encodes 330 amino acids. Gene Ontology annotation, cellular component: membrane. The transcript has a single exon. Gene Ontology annotation, biological process: G protein-coupled receptor signaling pathway. Gene Ontology annotation, molecular function: G protein-coupled receptor activity; olfactory receptor activity.